Molecule: messenger RNA, 1403 nt
Organism: Talaromyces proteolyticus
Lineage: Eukaryota; Fungi; Ascomycota; Eurotiomycetes; Eurotiales; Trichocomaceae
Product: SGNH hydrolase-type esterase domain-containing protein
Exons: 1
Coding region: 224-1072 (282 amino acids)
Molecular function (GO): hydrolase activity, acting on ester bonds
Source: RefSeq, a predicted model, not a curated record
GUUCACUGUUAUUUAUUCACUACAUUAAUUAAUUGGCUUUUAUAUUAUAUACUUGUUCACUGAAUAAUGUUUGUUAGUUGUUAGUUGUGUUACCGAGGCAGCCCACUCGGCAGCCAGAAUCUACGCCGAUGUACAUCCUCUCUCCAUCCUGUCUUCCAUCCGGAUAUAUUAAACUACAUCAUAGUUAGUUAUUCGUUCACUUUUACAACCUACGGUCACCAAAAUGCCAGCCCCGAGCAACCGACGACUGCAUAUAGUCAGCCUAGGCAGCUCAUUCGCCGCAGGCCCCGGCAUCCAUCCUCAAAUCGCGCCUCGUGCAGGACGCUCCGGGCAGAACUAUCCCCACAUUCUCGCGCGUCUUCUAGAUGCACACUUGACCGACCUGACCGUCUCUGGCGCGACUCUUCUCAACAUAAUAGUCGACCCCCAACAACACUUUCUCUUCCGCAGCGUCGUCUUCCCGCCGCAAAUCACCCUCCUCCCAUCCUCCGCCAACAUCAUCACCAUCACUGCGGGCGGCAAUGAUCUCGAGUACAUCGGCGGUAUGGUGCAGGAUGCAUGGGCGGCGGGGGCGCUGGGAAAGAUAGUGAAUUUCAUCGUGGGUGUAGUUCGAAGGGUCUAUCUGCUUGUUCGUCGAAGGCCUAGGCCCGCGGAGCAAGCAUUGCAGCCAUUGACCGAAGAAGCGCUUAUCACACGGCUAGGCAGGGUUCUAGAUGCAAUUCAUGCGAAGGCGCCCAAUGCGCGGGUGUUUCUUGUCGAGUAUCUGGCUGUUCUCGGCGCGAACACGCAACCCGGCAAAGACGUGCCGUUUAGCCAGGACCGGAUUGAUUAUCAUCGACAGACGGCGCGUAAGCUGCAGAGGGCGUAUGUGCAGGCCGCAGAGAGCCGGGCGGGGUGGUGCGAGCGAGUGGCUAUUCAUGACUCGAGUGCAGAGCAUGGGCUAGGGAGUCAGGUUCCCUGGGUGGGAGGCUUUGGGUACUGGGCUUUGCUGCGACGGGGUUCUGUGUUUCAUCCGAACCUGGCUGGGAUGCAGGCGGUUGCUGAGGUACUGGUGCGGAAAAUCGAUCGAUGAUGGAUGAAUCAAUUGCACAAGUUUGGUGUCUAUCAUCGCCGCAUAUGGCAUAAGCACAUUCCACACGCCACCAUCGGAUGUCUGUCACCCGAUCUUGAUCAAGUCGAUGACGAUCCACGCCGAAUCCCGCAAACUCCGAGGUCGACGAAGACUCUUGGAUCUCGAUCGACAGGCACGUUGGCGAUGAAGGCCCGGUGAUGACGUCAUGGCUGACCUCACUUCAAGUAUUAUUUAUCAUUCAUUAUACUGUCGGCUUCUUCCAGCAUUACGUUGGGUGUAGAGUAAAUAUAAUAAUUUAUAUAUACAAUACAUGUACAAAAUAAUAUCAAAG